AUGCUGGACCGUCAUGUUGUUUUAAGUAUUUUUGUGGUCUCAAUAAUUAGUGUUGUCCAAUCAGAUUCUCUUUAUGAUGCAUCUGAUCCCAUAUUAGAGUUAUAUACAGAUACUUUUAAUGAGAAUGUCUAUGCAAGUAAAAAAGGACAUUUCGUAGAAUUUUACUCAAGUUGGUGUGGAGCUUGUAUAGGGUAUGCCCCAACAUGGAAAAAAUUUGCGAGGCAUUUAUCUACUUGGUCUUCUGUUGUUCAAGUUACUGUUGUAAACUGUGCUGAUGAUAAGAACAUGCCACUUUGUCGUGAACAUUCUAUAGCAGCCUUCCCUACUAUUAAGUAUUUUAAAUAUCAAGCAGUUGAUAAGAAUGACGGAAUUCCGUAUUCGGGUAACAAACAUGAGUUAGCGCAGAUGGAGUUGGAUGUUGCGGCUCUUGUUCAAGCCGAUUGGGAGAGGCAAAGUCCUCCCGAUUGGCCUUCGUUUAAUGCCAUUGAAAAUUCUGAAACCUUGGAUGACAUGUGGGCCAAAGCAGGCGAUGCCAGCUUCAUAGGACUUACUUUCCAAGAAAACCCUUCAACCAUGGCGUGGGCUAAUAUUAUCAACUUCCAUAAGGACAGAAAUGCUCUGCUAAAGCUCGCACGACCUCAACAUCCUCUGGCCGUUCAAUCUUUCGCUGACAAUGCUAAUAACCGAUUUGUUUUAUACACGAAAAAUAACCCGAAGCCUGUGUGGGAGAGCCCUGAGAAUGUUAACUGGGUUGAAAUUCAAGAGAAAAUUAAUGAACUUGUAACAGAAGUUGGUGGAGCCUUCCCUGCUCCGGUUGAAGUACAACCUGUUCUAAGGGAAUCUCAAGCUGUUUCUCCAAAUUCAGCAGCUGUAGAUCUAAGUCAAUACCAAGUUCAACUAUUGGAUCUCCAGAGUACACUAAGUUACAUGCUUUACAAAGAAAUUCCUAGAAGGAAUGAAAUUGGCGGAGAAGAUCUUGCUGGUUUGAAACAGUGGACCCAUACACUCAAGAAGUAUGCUCCUGGUACAACUCCAAUGAGAAGACUGUUAUAUCGCCUUGAUGAAUGGCUUCAGUUGAAGAAUCAAGUAACUGCCGAUGAGUGGACUGUCAAAAUUGAUGAGCUACAGUCUGAUUUGGGAAAUCCUCUCCCUAAGGAGGUUAAAUGGGUUGCAUGUACAGGAUCAAAACCAAACUUACGAGGAUAUACAUGUGGAUUAUGGACUCUAGCUCAUGCAAUUUCAGCUGAAGCUUAUAAAUCUGAGAAACAAAACACUAAUUUCCGUCCUGUUAUUGAAAUACUUGAACCUUUCAAGCAGUUUAUCACGAGGUUUUUGAGUUGUUCAGAAUGUGCUCAAAACUUCGCCAAAGAAGCUGAAAAUCAUCAACUUCAUCUUGUAACUCGUGCAGAAGACACUGUCAUGUGGCUAUGGAAAGUUCACAACUUUGUGAAUAAACGACUUUCCGGUUCAGCUAGCGACGAUCCUAAGCACCCCAAACAACAAUUCCCCCCGAAGGCUGUCUGUCCUGAGUGCUUUGACGCUGCUGGUAAUUAUGAUGAAUCGAAAGUGUUUGAUUUCGUAAACAAAUACUAUUUGGACAUUAAACAAGAUAAAAUCCAACCUGAAUCAGGAUAUAAUGUGAAAUCAUAUAAGGAUGGAAAGCUGGAAGCUGUUGGAAGUCGUCAUCUGAAUCCAAAAUUCGCAAUUCAUGCUGAAAAGGUUGACAGGCUUGAAGCUGCUGAGAAUCGUUUGAGAAAAGAGUUGGAUGCGAGUCCUCAGCGUCAAUGGAGAGAUAUUGAAGGAUAUGAUGGAUACAAAAAUGCUGCUCAGUCAAGCCGAGCACAUUUCUAUCUCAUUUGGUUGUCUGUAAUAGGAUUGGCCGGGAUAUUCGUGUAUUGUAAAUAUCGAAGAAACAGGUCGAAGUUCUGGAAGACUUUCUACUACCACAACGACUUCAAAUUGUGUCCAUGGUCUUCUGGAAGCCAAGCCAAGCAGUAUACGGCGUAA
This is a messenger RNA of Auanema sp. JU1783, 2007 nucleotides long. Lineage: Eukaryota; Metazoa; Nematoda; Chromadorea; Rhabditida; Rhabditidae. The record is from the annotation of a GenBank genome assembly.